Microthlaspi erraticum is the source of this 1374-nucleotide messenger RNA. Lineage: Eukaryota; Viridiplantae; Streptophyta; Magnoliopsida; Brassicales; Brassicaceae. The record is from the annotation of a GenBank genome assembly.
AUGGCGAGAUCUUCAUCGUGGCACCGAAUGUCAAACUUCAUGAGAAAAUACCGGAAAAUCCCUCACUCCUCCUUCAAAACGAAAUGGAACGAGAGCCUCAAGCACAAAUACGCCAUGGAAGAGCUAAAAACCGGCCUUGUCGCCACCGGUUCAAUCUCGAUCGAGAACGGCGGCGCUAUGAGAACCAUCAUCAACUCAUUCCGCCUCCACAACUGCGAACCCACGCCGCAAGCAUACAGAUUCGUAAUCAAAACCCUAGCCAAAACCUCCCAGCUCGAGAACAUCGCCUCCGUUCUCAACCACCUCGAAUCCUCCGAGAAAUUCGACACACCGGAAUCCAUUUUCCGAGACGUCAUCUUCGCUUACGGCUUCUCCGGUCGAAUCGAAGAAGCGAUCGAUGUCUUCUUCAAAAUCCCCAAUUUCAGGUGCGUGCCUUCUGCUUACACUCUCAACGCUCUGCUCUCAGUUCUCGUGAGAAAUCGACAGAGCCUCACAAUGGUGCCUGAGAUUUUGAUGAAAGCUAGUAAAAUGGGUGUUAGGUUAGAGGAAUCGACUUUCGGGAUUUUGAUCAAUGCUCUCUGUAGAAUCGGCGAAGUAGAUUGUGCAACUGAGUUAGUGAAGCACAUGAGUGAAGAAAGUCUGAUCAUUGAUCCAAGACUAUACUCUCUGCUGCUGAGCUCUGUAUGUAAACACAAGGACUCGUCACGUUUCGAUGUCAUCGGAUACAUGGAAGAGCUAAGAAAGACUCGGUUUUCGCCGGAUUUACGAGAUUACACGGUGGUGAUGAGGUUCUUGGUGGAAGGAGGAAGAGGGAAAGAAGUUGUGAGUGUGCUUAACCAGAUGAAAUGCGAUCGGAUUGAGCCGGAUAUUGUGUGUUAUACGAUCAUCUUGCAAGGAGUUGUUGCGGAUGAGGAUUAUGCGAAAGCGGAGAAGUUGUUUGAUGAGCUGUUAUUGUUAGGUUUGACUCCUGAUGUUUAUACGUAUAAUGUGUAUAUCAGUGGACUGUGUAAGCAGAAGGAUAUUGAUGGUGGGAUGAAGAUGGUGGAUUGUAUGAGGAAGGUUGGUUCUGAGGCUAAUGUGGUUACGUAUAAUAUAUUGAUAAAGGCGUUGGUUGAGGUUGAGGAUAUGAGUGGAGCUAAGAGUUUGUGGGAAGAGAUGGAGAGGAAUGGGGUUGAGAGGAACAGCCACACGUAUGAUGUGAUGAUUAAGGCGUUUCUUAAAGUAGAUGAGGUUGUUUCUGCUCAUGGUUUGUUGGAGGAAGCAUUUAACAGGAACUUGGUUGUUAAGAGAAUAAGAAUAGAGGAAGUUAUUUGCAGUUUAUGUGAUAAAGAUUUGAUGGAUGAAGCAAUGGAGCUUAUAGCACAUUUGGUUUAA